Molecule: messenger RNA, 378 nt
Organism: Owenia fusiformis
Lineage: Eukaryota; Metazoa; Annelida; Polychaeta; Sabellida; Oweniidae
Source: the annotation of a GenBank genome assembly
GGUCAAUCCUGCUGUUGCCUUAGUGAUUGAAGCAAUGUGCACUAACUGUGUGUCUGAAGAGGGUGUGCUUUACAACUGGAAGUUGUAUAAGGAGAAACUGGGGGGCACAUUUGAGGAAGUAACAGAUGUGUUGGGAAACGAUUCUUCUCGUCUGAAUACUAAAGGUGUUACAAUCCCGGCAGGGGGAUUGGAAGAAGGAGGAGUAUACCAAAUGAAGAGUAUAAUAUCUAAAGAAGGGGAAUUGGAUGGAUUCAAUACGCACACUAUUAUUUCAACUUUCCUUCCUUGGGGAGGGAGGUGUUCAGUUGAACCUUUAGAAGGUACUGCUCUCCAGACUGUAUUCAAGUUGAGCUGUUUUGAUUGGAUGGAUGAGGGUGG